Ornithorhynchus anatinus (platypus) is the source of this 1158-nucleotide messenger RNA. RefSeq names its product 3-galactosyl-N-acetylglucosaminide 4-alpha-L-fucosyltransferase FUT3-like. NCBI's taxonomy places the organism in Eukaryota, Metazoa, Chordata, Mammalia, Monotremata, Ornithorhynchidae. The record is from RefSeq and is a predicted model, not a curated record. Gene Ontology annotation, cellular component: membrane. The transcript has a single exon. Gene Ontology annotation, molecular function: alpha-(1->3)-fucosyltransferase activity. The coding region runs from base 1 to 1158 and encodes 385 amino acids.
AUGCUUACAGUUGGCCUGGCUGAUGAUUUCUCUGUUCCAGGUUUCCUCAUGGAGAACUCUUACCUGCUGAAGAUCUCCAGUUCCAAGCAAGUCCUCAUCUUCUUGCUCUGUCAGUUCGUGGCUUCGUUCUGCUUGCUGUCCUUCAUCCAGGGGUCCAGAGAGCGGAGAAUGAAUCUUCAGUGUCCCUUGCAGUCACCUCCAGGAUCUGUGAACACCACUGAGGUGGUCCCGGGCUCGACUGGGAAACAGGAGCAUCAGCUGGCCAUUAUGCUGUGGACCUGGCCCUUCCAUCAGCCGUUUCCCCUUGAGAGCUGCCCGCCGCUCCACGGUGACCUCAACUGCCACUUCACGGCCAACCGCAACUUGUUGCCAUCGGCCGACGCCGUGAUCGUCCACCACUGGGACGUGCAGGGCAACCCAAGGCAGCUGACCCAGAUCCACCGGGACCCAAGCCAGCGCUGGGUCUGGUUCAAUCUGGAGUCUCCAUCGAACAGCCACAACCUAGGGGCCAUGGACAACCUCUUCAACAUGACCAUGUCCUAUCGGAGUGACGCUGACUUCUUUACCCCCUAUGGCAAGCUGGAGCCACUGGAUGAGCCAGAGAACUUCACCAUCCCCCCGAAAUCCAAGAUGGUGGCUUGGGCGGUGAGUAACUGGAACCCGUCCUCCCGCCGGGUGCAGUACUAUGAGGAGCUGAAGAAACACCUCCAGGUGGAUGUAUUUGGGCGCCAACACAAACCACUCCCCAAGAGUCAACUCCUCUCCACACUGUCCCAGUACAAGUUCUACCUGGCCUUCGAGAAUUCGCAGCACCAGGACUACAUCACCGAGAAGCUGUGGCAUAACGCCCUGGCCUCGGGCACCGUGCCCGUGGUCCUGGGCCCCUCCCGCAAGAACUAUGAGCGCUUUCUUCCCUCAGAGGCCUUCAUCCACAUAGACGACUUCCCCAACCCCCAAGCUCUGGCCCAACACCUCCACAGCGUGGCCAGCGAUGAAGCUCGCUACCGGGAAUACUUCCAGUGGAGGAGCCAUUUCCGGGUGGUGCACAAAUUCAGCUGGAUUAACCACUAUUGCAAGGCCUGCCAGGGUCUGCACGUGGCCACUGCCUAUCGGACACUGCCUUGCUUGGCACAGUGGUUCCUGGGCAAUCCACAGUAA